Molecule: messenger RNA, 366 nt
Organism: Jatropha curcas
Lineage: Eukaryota; Viridiplantae; Streptophyta; Magnoliopsida; Malpighiales; Euphorbiaceae
Source: RefSeq, a predicted model, not a curated record
AUGGAGUCUAUUUUAUAUGCAUCAGUGGUUGGGAGCUUAACGUAUGUUCAGACAUGUACUCGACCGGAUAUUAGUUUCGCCGUAGGAAUGUUAGGACGAUAUCAAAGUAAUCCCGGGAUAGAACAUUGGAAAGCUACAAAGAAAGUACUUAGGUAUUUACAAGGCACUACGGAUCAUAUACUCACUUAUAGAAAGUCCAGCCAUCUAGAAGUGGUGGGAUACUCGGAUUUAGACUAUGCCGAUUGUGUAGAUUCUAGAAAAUCUACAUUUGGCUACUUGUUUCUCCUAGCUGGGGGAGCAGUAUCAUGGAAAAGUGGAAAGCAGUCUAUCAUUGCUACUUUGCUACUUUCCACAAUGGAGGGCUGA